CCGCCCGUGCGCCUCAGCUCGCUGCUGCUCAGCACCACCAUCGAGGGCGGCUCGGGGCUCAGCUCGCCCCGGGGGCUGCGCGCUGCUGAGGAGGUGCCGGAGUGGUUCCGACCCAAAGGCUCGGCCGGGAGCUGGGAGCUCGGGUCCCGCCGUGUGCUGCGGUCGGCGGUGCGGGGAUCCAGGCGGGCACAAGCUGCGCCGUCCCCGCGGGAGGCGCCGAGCCCUGCCCGGGGAGCGCUGCCGCCCGCUGGGGGUGAGCCACAGCCCCCUGCGCCCGCUUGUGAGGAGCCCUGCGAGGCUCCAUCUCAUCUCAGGAGAGAUUCGGCAAAAAGAAGCUCGAGCUGUCGCGCAGACCUCGCCAAAGAGUACCAGCUCGUGCCAGUGGUGGUCCUGGAACCUCUGGAAUUGACAGUGCGAUUGAAGAGCAUGAAACUCAACACGCAGGCUGAUGUUCAACCUGCCUGCCCGCAGCCGGGAUCUCCCGUGGGCCGCCAGGGGAUCCUGGAGAACAGGCACAAAAGGACCAAGGGUGUCCCUGGGGAGGGCAGCACCUGCAGGAAAGCUUGUAUCAGUGGCUUCAGUUCCAGCCGCUGGGGCAGGCACACCAGGCUCCGUCCGAAAAGGCUCAAGAACAAGAGACAGCAGCAGCCCAAUAACUCCAUUUUCAGGCUCCAGACAAGGCAAAAACGAAUUCGGAAGGGAGCUCUGGAGAUGUCUGUAGGUGUCAGAGACAAUGACUAUUCACUCAAUAGCUCUUAUUCCUGGGCUAGAGUUCGGGCGUCUCUGUCCUUCCAUAAAAAGAAGAAAGUGACCACAGAUGAGAGUUUCUGCAGCAGCACCCUCUGCACCCCUUCAGGGAAAUCCCAGAUUUCGGGGUACCAAGCCAGCCUGUCUGCUGGAAAAGCUCAGGGCUGCUCCUGGCUUGCUUCCUCCAUGGUCCUGCUGGCUCCCAGGGAUUCCUCCUCUGCCCUGGAGCUGCUCCUGACAGAUGCAGAGAAAGUGUUUGGAGAAUGCAACCAGGAAGGGCCUAUUGCUUUUGAGGAAUGCAUUCCUUUAAAUAAGAUGAAAGAUUGCAAGAAGAUUGGAGAAGGGGUGUUUGGAGAGGUGUUCCAGAUUGACAGCGAGAGAGGACCCGUGGCCUUAAAAAUAAUCCCCAUUGAGGGGACUGAAAAAAUAAAUGGUGAGGCUCAGAAGAGCUUUGGGGAGAUUCUGCCUGAGGUAAUAAUUUCAAAAGAACUCAGUCUUCUGUCUGAGGGCUCUGUGAACAGAACUGUGGGGUUCAUCAGCCUGUACUCUGUGCACUGUGUCCAAGGGGCCUAUCCCGGGUAUCUGCUCGAAGCCUGGGACAAAUUCCACGAAGAAACAGGCUCAGAAAAUGACCGGCCAGACAUUUUUGGGGCCCAGCAGCUCUUCAUGGUGCUGGAGUUUGAGUUUGGAGGCAGGGACUUGGAGCACAUGAGGAGCAGCUUCUCCUCAGUGGCAUUAGCCAGGAGCAUUUUGCACCAGGUGACAGCGUCCCUGGCCGUGGCAGAGCAGGAGCUGCACUUCGAGCACAGGGACCUGCACUGGGGGAACGUUCUGGUCAAAAGGACAGAGGUGAAAGAGCUUCAGUAUAUGCUGAGUGGAGAAACACACUCCAUCCCCACAGCUGGGAUCCACGUCAGCAUCAUCGACUACACGCUGUCCCGGCUGGAGAAGGACGGGCUCACCGCCUUCUGCGACCUCUCCACGGACCAGGAGCUCUUCCAGGGCUCUGGGGACUACCAGUUUGACAUCUACAGGCAGAUGAAAGAGCAGAACAACAACAGCUGGACUGACUAUCACCCGCACAGCAACGUCCUCUGGCUGCACUACCUGGCUGAUAAACUUUUGAAAGGCAUGAGCUACAAGAAGAAGGCAUCAACUCCUGCCCUGAAGAAAAUCAAGAGGCAGCUCAACAAGUUCCACGAGGAAGUGCUGAGCUUUGGGUCUGCCCAUGAUGUUCUGCACCACAGCAGCCUCUUCCAGUGAGCAGAGGUCCAAGGACCGAGCCCCUGGUGCUGCCUUUCUCCUCUGCUUUUUAUAUCUGUUGGCACAAUGAAGUGUUUUGGUUGGUUCCCAAUGUGUUUAAUACAUUAUCAAAAAUGUCCUGAAAAAUCACCCUCAAAGUCUUCUGCUCUAGGAUGUUUCCACCUUCUGGUUUUGAGGAGCGUUGGAGGGGAGACAACAGGGCUGACUUUGGAGAAAGGAGGGGAGAAGAGACUUUGUCAGGCUUAGUUAAUGCUCUGAAUUUCACAUAAAUUGCCAUUUUAGCCUUAGAAUAUUAAAAGUUUUUUUUUUACUGUAUUGUCUUUUUUACAGAUUCUUGUUUUAAAGGUAAAAACUUUUCAGUUCUUCACAGUGAGGACAAUGGUUAAAUAUUGUUGGCUCACUGGAGACAGAGGGGAAAACCCAUCCUUUGAUUUAAUUUUGCAAAAUUUAUACCUGGAAUGAAGGUACAAAAUGUAAAUAUGUGAAGUUUCUGUAAAGGGUUUUAAACCCACUAAUCUGCAGUAAUCUGGUAGCACUGAAGCAAUUUCUCCCUUUAUCUACAGACUAAAAUGCCCAAGGUAACAAAUGUUCUUUAGCCCUGGCUGCAGGUGGACCAGGUCUCCUAAACUGGAAGCUCUUCUUACAUUAAAUCCCAGUUCCCUGUUUUCAAGAAGUCCUUUGCUAACAUUUCUGUUUAUUAAAGAAACUGGGCUAAAGAGAACAAUAAAUCAUACUAAAGUGAAAAGUAAAUUAAAUGAUGAUCCAAUGACACAGAUGCAUUAAGAAAUUAAGAGGCAGCAUCAUCUAAUUCAUUAUAACUGGAAUGCUGUCCAUGCAGUCUAAUAAAUAAAUAUAUAUGUGCAUCUCAGAGAUUCAUCUUGGACCCUCUGGAAGUUUCCUUUUUGCAAACCCAACAAGAAGACCCUAGGAUUUAUUGUUCUUCCUUCCAGACACUGCAGAAAGUGACCUGACAAUCUGCAGUGCUUCAAAUUAUUAAGAUGGAAAUUGUGCUGGAAUGUUCCCAGGCAUCCUCUCAACCUUUUUUUACCCCCCUCUCUAAUUAAAUAAAGUAAUGCUCUGUAAUUGAACAGUCUUAAAACCCACUUGGUAAGGCCUGCAAUGAAUCUGACAUCAAGGAGUGUUCCUCAGUAACAA
Molecule: messenger RNA, 3165 nt
Organism: Ficedula albicollis (Collared flycatcher)
Lineage: Eukaryota; Metazoa; Chordata; Aves; Passeriformes; Muscicapidae
Gene: HASPIN
Product: germ cell associated 2, haspin
Exons: 1
Coding region: 427-2010 (527 amino acids)
Biological process (GO): mitotic cell cycle; intracellular signal transduction; protein phosphorylation
Cellular component (GO): nucleus; cytoplasm
Molecular function (GO): ATP binding; histone H3T3 kinase activity
Source: RefSeq, a predicted model, not a curated record